UUUCAGAAAUACAAUUUAAGUUGCCUAGAUCCAAAAGCGUGCAAUAUGGCUCUCGGGAUGGAAAAUGGUAAUAUUAAUGAUAGUCAAAUCACGGCCUCGAGUGAACAUAAAAGUAAAAGUCUUUGGGCGGUUUUUGGAAGAUUGAAUUUUACACCAGGAAAUGGAAAAGAAGGGGAGGCAUGGUCAUCAAAAAACAACGAUCUGAAUCAGUGGCUUCAGGUUGAUUUCCAAAGAUCUACUUUGGUCACAGGAAUCAGUACCCAAGGACGCAUCAAUCACAAUCAGUUUGUUAAGAAUUACAAAGUUUCUUUCAGCCAAAAUGGGUAUAAUUUUGAGGAUUACAUACGAAAAGGAGCAGUCAAGGUAUUUAAAGGCAAUACGGACAGGAAUUCUAUCGUCCAUAACACAGUGAUUCCUCGUAUUUCUGCUCGGUUUAUUCGCAUUCAUCCAACGGCUUGGAAUAAACAUAUCUCGAUGAGAGUUGAAUUUUAUGGAUGUUCUGCUACAUAAAUAUUGGAAAAAGGAAACCCCUUUGUACGAACAAUGCAUACCGCAUUCUUCAGGAUCAUAUAUAGGUAAAUAAGU
Messenger RNA from Dendronephthya gigantea, 585 nucleotides. RefSeq names its product lactadherin-like. Lineage: Eukaryota; Metazoa; Cnidaria; Anthozoa; Malacalcyonacea; Nephtheidae. The record is from RefSeq and is a predicted model, not a curated record. The transcript is spliced from 4 exons. The annotation marks the transcript as partial.